Messenger RNA from Emiliania huxleyi CCMP1516, 596 nucleotides. RefSeq lists its product as hypothetical. Lineage: Eukaryota; Haptophyta; Isochrysidales; Noelaerhabdaceae. The transcript has 3 exons. The record is from RefSeq and is a predicted model, not a curated record. The coding region runs from base 43 to 462 and encodes 139 amino acids.
CUCUCCGCCCUGCGGUGCCGCUCAACGAGCACGCUGGCGCGCAUGGGCUCGCGUCACUGCUCAUAUAAAGGGCCGCCGCUUGCGCCGCACAGUCGGCCUAGCGAGGCGACCGUCAAGCGCCUCGCAGCUGAAGCCGAGAUGCAGCAGAAGAUGUGGGACCUCUUUGUGCCGGAGGGCGGCAUCCGGUUCGGCGACCGCCGCUUCUGGGUGCUGUUAUCCAUCGUGCUGGGGCUCCAUGCAGCAAACAUGUACAAGGACAGCCGAAAGCCGCGCGAUCUGGGGCUGCCGGAGGGCGCGGUGCGGAGGCUACCCGACGGCGGCUUGCUGCUGGCCGACGGAUCGAUUGCGAAAAAUGCCGAGGCAGCACCCGCGGCGCAGCACACGUUGCAUCGGGUCAGGGAGGCCGGCGAGGACGACACCGCACUCGGAAGUGCGCUGCGGAAAAUGAAGGACGCUGUGUGAGAUGUUGUGUGGCGUGGUCGGAGUGUGUUUUUCGCGCCCGCGGCUCGCCGCUGCGAGUCGCGGUGCGACGGCCGACGGGACCGACGUGCGACGACGUACCCGCGCGCGCGGCCGCGGGGGGGGGGGGGGGGGGC